GUGGGUUUCCAUCUUGUAAGGUGGCUUGCUUUAAGGCAGGGGUGUCCACCCUUGGCUACUUUAAGACCUGUGGACUUUAACUCCCAGAAUUCCCCAGCCAGCCAGAGCAGGGAUGUCCAACCUUGGCCAUUUUAAGACCUGUGGACCUCAACUCCUAGGUAUGCUGGCUGGGGAAUUCUGGGAGUUGAAGCCCACAGGCCUUAAAGUGGCCAAGGUUGGACACUUCUCUUUUAAAGUAACCUUCUCUGCUGUCUUCAACCGGAAAUUAUGGUUUGACUUGGGUGCUCUUCAGGUACAAGCAAAUCUUGUGUCUUUGGGAGGAGAAAAAGAAUUAAAACUCAACAUAUGUACUGGGAAGGCCAUAAUACAGGGACUUUUUUUAAAAAAAAAAGACCUGAAAGAGCAUUUGGUUCGAUGUGGAACUCAGACAGACGCGGUCUUCUCUUUGGGAGAAAUAAAAGUGGCUUUCUUCAGUGGCUCUCCUCCUUGAAAUGAAUAGGUCUCUAAUGUAAAGGAAGGCAUGUGCAGGAGGGUGGCUGAACAUGGAAAGGAAGAGCAUUGCUGAACAUGACCUCUUUAUCUUAUGUAUCUGUAAUCCCACCUUUUUAUUAUUUUUACAAAUAGCUCAAGGAGGAGAACAUAUCCAACACACCUGCUAUUUUCCCCAUCACCACAACCACCCUGUCAGAAAACCUGGUAACCAGCCGAGAAGGGUCCUCCUCGUCUCGGGAACGUCAUUAUGUGGAGCUGUGAAGCACUCAAUGGUUCCAAAAACACUGAGGACCAGAAUCUGUGCCAUGAUUUUCAUCUGGUGAUUUCCAUUUUGUCUCUGCUCUACCUCGUUAUCUGUUUCCCCAUCGGCCUUUGCUACAAUGGGCUUCUGGUUCUGGUCAACCUGUGCAACAAGGCUACCAUGACGAUGCCGGAUGUCUACUUCGUCAACAUCGCCAUUGCUGGCCUCAUCAUCAACGCCAUCGCCCCCAUGUACCUGCUGGGACCCAUCAGCACCAAAUGGGCCCUCUGGAAUUUCAACAACGAAGUCUACAUCACCUUGAUGAUUUUAUUCAAUGUCUCCUCCUUGGUGAUCAUGUAUUCCAUUGCCUUACUCAGCUUGGACUACUACAUUGAACGGGCUCUGCCGAGGACUUACAUGUCCAGCGUGUACAACACCAAGCAUGUAUGCGGCUUCAUCUGGGGAGGGGCCAUGCUGACCAGCUUCUCCUCUCUCUUGUUCUACAUCUGCAACCAUGUCUCCACGAAAAUUAUCGAGUGCUCCAAAAUGCAGAACAAGGAAGCUGCGGACGCCAUCAUGGUUUUCAUCGGUUACAUCGUGCCGGCCGUCGCCGUGCUCUACGCGCUCGUGCUGAUCUUGCGAAUACGCAAGGAGGCCACACCACUGGACCAAGACACUGGAAGACUGGACCCCUCCGUGCAGAGGCUUUUGAUUGCUGCCGUUUGCACCCAGUUCACCCUGUGGACACCCUACUACGGGACCCUGCUGGUGAGCACGCUGGCCGCCCUACAAGGCAAAGGGGUGGAGGAGAGCUACAGCCGGGGGUUGUAUUUUACGAAGGGGUUCUCCAAAUUCCUGGCUUUUUCCAGCAGCGUCGUCCUGCCUCUGCUGUACCGGUAUCUCAGCAAAAACUUUCCAGGCAAACUGCAAAAGCUGCUAAAAAAGCUGCACUGUGGGACUCAGCCAUGUUCGCACGAACGCACAGAGGUCCAGCAGGUCGUCACGUAGGUAUGAAGGAAUGCUGGUGGGCGCCAGGUUGCCGAGCUGAGUCUGGAGGCCGCUGAGCGAGGGUGCUGGAAAGGGUGGGCCCACGUUGGCAACUCGCCGUUUUAGCCUACCCAGGUAGUGACUCUGCGGAGAGAAAAUUGUUGAGAAUCUUGUCUGGGGGUUAAAAUCGUAGUUUGAUUUCACGAGUUUUGAUGCACUGAGUCGGUUUUGCAGGAUAAGCUUUGUUUUAGCAAUCUUGUGUGAAGAAAAAAACCACAAUACCCGCAGCAGGCUUUUUGACCGAACACCUAGCACUUUGUAAUCUUGUAGAAUUUUUCUUUUUUAAAAAAAGAGAGGUAUUUUUAUGUUUUCAUAUAAAAUAAUAUGAAUUUUAAAUUUACAAAGCAGUUUUAAGUCAAAGGCCAGAGUGGCACCUUUUCAGUUACGAUAAUAUCCAUUAAUAAUCACGCUGGUCAAAUUGCGUCACAGCCUAGUAUGAAACUAAAUUUUUCCUAAUGUACAAAGUUAUGAUUUAAACAAAAUCUUUACUUCUAACUCUAAAGCAGGUAGUUUGAAGAUGUCUCUUUGAACGCCUUUGUUUCUUUCUCCAUUCAGGAGUGAACAAAAAAGAGGCUUGCCCGGUUUUAUUUUACACUGUGAAAGCAUUUCAAUCAAACACAAGGAUACAAUUUUGUAGAAAUCAUAGGAUGUUGCUCUAUAUAGUAAAAUGAAGGACAGUUUAAAAUGAAGUCAAGCUUAAGAUGCAAACGAAAAAUCCAAAAGGGCACCCAAUGAAUCACUCACAAACAUUCCUUAGGAUGUACAGCAUUCUUUUCAUGGCUGAAUUUAAAGCAUUAAAAGUAUUAAAAUUAAAAGUAUUAUCAUCACUCAAAGAAUGUUUGCAAGAUAUUAAUGGAUCAAAGGAAUGGAAGGGAUAACACAGUAGUGUGAGUACACAACUUAGAGGAGAUUCACAGGGAACAACAAGGAUUUCUUAUCCUUCUGGCCCUAGUUUUUAUGCUGCUUUGGAUUCUAGUUCUGUCCCUGACUCAGUAGUGCCAUAUCUUUUCCAUCCUGUUGGUUGGACCUAACAACAAGCUAGCAUGAAGAAGUAGUCUAGGAUAGGCUACUAAAAGCCAUAUAUACUGUGUUAUAAAGACAACGUUUUGAAUCUGCUCCACUAUUAUCACCAGAAAAGGUGCCCAAGAGGUUGGAAGAUCCCCCAGGUCAGUACAUCCUAGAACAAAGUCUGGAAAAAGGGAUGAGGAACAUCUCUAGAUGUUCAGAUGGCCUCCAACACAGGUUUUCUCCUUGGUUAGUCCCCAUCCAUUGCUUCUUGUCCUGCCCUCAGGUGCUUUGGAGAAUAGGUUGGCCUCCUGUUCUUUGUGGCAGCCCCUCAAAUAUUGGAAUAUAUUCUCCAUGCUCCUCGUCUGAAAGAGAUUGUGAGAACUGAAGACCCAACUCCAUUGGAGGCCACCAAAUUGUGGAGAAAGAGUAAACGAUGUAUGGAGAGGUUUCGCUUCUUCAGAGGUAAGAUCAGAAAUUUUUGGAUUACAAAACUGGCAGGCUGCUAUGCUUUUACUGAGCUGCCAUACAAUCAUACAAUUUUGUCUGCUCCAACCUGACGUUUUGCUGUGACCCAGUGCCAGCUUCCCAGAGACGUAGGCUUGUAGAACAAAUAGUUGAGUCUUCUCUAAGAGGCCUUGAGGGUGGAUUUGGGAGGUUAUCAGAGUUAAGACACUAAUUUAGCCUAGGGAGUUACCACAAAGUCUAAUUUAGUGGAGGGAGUUACCAAGAUUCUUUGCAGGUGAGGAAGAAAACAACAGACCUUGUGUUUGCCGGGCUUAGCUGAUGUCUGAUUAGUCUUGCGUUGCUCGGUCAUCAAGCUCAGACAACUUCUAGGUCCAGCUCCUAACUGGGUAAAGAAAUUCCCACAACUCUAGGUUGGGUUCUGGGUCUUUGUCAUAGAUUUCAUCUAGCAAGAUCUUUUUUUAAAAAAAAAA
This is a messenger RNA of Crotalus tigris (Tiger rattlesnake), 3723 nucleotides long. It is a transcript of the gene GPR146, whose product is annotated as G protein-coupled receptor 146. The transcript has 2 exons. NCBI's taxonomy places the organism in Eukaryota, Metazoa, Chordata, Lepidosauria, Squamata, Viperidae. Gene Ontology annotation, cellular component: membrane. Gene Ontology annotation, biological process: G protein-coupled receptor signaling pathway. Gene Ontology annotation, molecular function: G protein-coupled receptor activity. The record is from RefSeq and is a predicted model, not a curated record. Bases 740 to 1741 code for a protein of 333 amino acids.